ACCGUGAACAGGUGUUCAUCUGAAAUCACAAAACUUGGCCACCACACCGUUCUUGCGCUCAGUCUUGGUGAUAGCCGGGGUGCAGUCAGGACGCACGGUAACGGACCGAAUAGGGACCACUGCGAUAAUCACAUGCAUUCUGUAGGACGGAACUGACAUAAUGGGGAAAUAUAAGAUAUCAUUUAAACAGAUGUUCUGUGUCCUCUCCAUCGUCUGUGGUUCGGUUAUCUGCUCGGGGUAUGUUUAUGACCGUCCCGAAAGGUCUGUAGAGGAGGCUGCUUCAUCAAGGACAGACACUCCCUCAGACUCCCCGUGGAUCAGCACGUCAGGAUCCUGCAAGAACAGAUGCUUUGAAUUGGACGAGGCUGAGCCUCCCAACUGCCGCUGUGACAACUUAUGUAAAACCUAUAACAGCUGCUGCCAGGAUUUUGAUGAGCACUGCUUGAGAACAGAGGGAGGUUUUGAGUGCAGUAAGGAGCGCUGUGGAGAGAGCAGGAAUGACCAGCAUGCCUGUCACUGUUCUGAGGACUGUCUGGCCAAAGGAGACUGCUGCACCAACUACAGAACUCUCUGUAAAGGGGACACUACUUGGUUGCAGGAUGACUGUGAAGACAUUAGAACCCAUGACUGUCCGGCUGGGUUUGUCCGUCCCCCUCUCAUCAUGGUGUCAGUGGAUGGGUUCAGAGCCUCCUACAUGAAGAGAGGAAGCACAGUGAUCCCCAACAUCGAGAAACUCAGAGCCUGUGGUACCCAUGCUCCUUACAUGAGACCCGUGUACCCCACCAAAACGUUCCCCAAUCUCUAUACUCUUGCAACGGGCCUGUACCCUGAGUCCCAUGGCAUCGUUGGCAACUCCAUGCAUGACCCUGUGUUCGAUGCCAACUUUAACCUGCGGGGUCGAGAGAAGCUGAAUCAUCGUUGGUGGGGAGGUCAGCCGAAGCCCCCCUCCCAUUCUAGAAGCCCCCCUCCCAUUCUAGAAGCCCUCCCUCCCAUUCUAGAAGCCCUCCCUCCCAUUCUAGAAGCCCUCCCUCCCAUUCUAGAAGCCCCCUUUCCCAUUCUAGAAGCCCUCCCUCCCAUUCUAGAAGCCCUCCCUCCCAUUCUAGAAGCCCUCCCUCCCAUUCUAGAAGCCCUCCCUCCCAUUCUAGAAGCCCUCCCUCCCAUUCUAGAAGCCCUCCCUCCCAUUCUAGAAGCCCUCCCUCCCAUUCUAGACGCCCUCCCUCCCAUUCUAGACGCCCUCCCUCCCAUUCUAGACGCCCUCCCUCCCAUUCUAGACGCCCCUCCCAUCCCUCCAUUCUAG
Salvelinus fontinalis (brook trout) is the source of this 1297-nucleotide messenger RNA. RefSeq names its product ectonucleotide pyrophosphatase/phosphodiesterase family member 2-like. Bases 161 to 1297 code for a protein of 378 amino acids. The record is from RefSeq and is a predicted model, not a curated record. The transcript is spliced from 9 exons. Lineage: Eukaryota; Metazoa; Chordata; Actinopteri; Salmoniformes; Salmonidae. Gene Ontology annotation, biological process: phosphatidylcholine catabolic process; immune response. Gene Ontology annotation, molecular function: calcium ion binding; phosphodiesterase I activity; scavenger receptor activity.